UUGGACAAUGGGCGAAAACUCCUGGGAAGAGGUAAUUUCAACAAGUACUAGCAGUUCAACCGGCGAGUGCCCGACACCUGCAGAUGCUCUCUCCACCAUGUCCGACACCAUCGUCAUAAGAGAAAAGGAAACGGACAAAGAUAAGCGUAAUGCAAUCGCCCUGCCGCCGUCCAAAGCAGUGGAGAAUCAACCUUUAGCGGACAAGUCACUUAUGAUUCGAACUACACAAGAGCCUCACCGCAUCCUCACCCUCUGUAAUGGAGAGUUAAAAUUCUUAUCUAAGCCCAUCCCUGGAGGCGGCGCUUUCUGGCAUUGUGUUAAGAAGGAUGGCUGGUACGGAUUCCGCAAUACUGUUUCCGGUGCAUAUCUCGGCCACGACACCAAAGGAAAAAUCACAGCGACAAAACCUCAACAUGAGAGUGACGAGUAUUUCAUCAUGGAUAGGCAUGAAAAGGGUGGUUAUAUCUUACUGAUGAGAAAUGACGCCGAAUUAUUGCAAGUUUCUAUCUCGGAAGAUGGGAGGUCGUUAACCCAGCAGAAGGAGACUGGCACAUCUUGGGAUUUUAUUGACGUCCAGUAUAUUCAUCAUUCUAUGUCAAUUGCAUAUCCCAAUAUGACAACGGAAAAUCUGUAAUGUGCUUUAAUAUAGUUUGCUUUAAUUCCAUUUUAGCAGUUAUAAACGCAUUCUUUUAAGUUUAGGGAUAUCAUUAUACGCAGCAGUACUGUACCUCUACAGCAAACGGGUCUGAAAGGACUUUCGCUUGGAGACUAGGUUAGUGAGAGCCGCACGCAGUGCAGUUUCACACUCUCAGGCUAGUCGAAAGUUUUAAUAACUAGCUUUAUCUAAAAUUAAUAUUCUAUAA
Trichoderma asperellum CBS 433.97 is the source of this 863-nucleotide messenger RNA. RefSeq lists its product as uncharacterized. The record is from RefSeq and is a predicted model, not a curated record. NCBI's taxonomy places the organism in Eukaryota, Fungi, Ascomycota, Sordariomycetes, Hypocreales, Hypocreaceae.